Dovyalis caffra is the source of this 441-nucleotide messenger RNA. The record is from the annotation of a GenBank genome assembly. NCBI's taxonomy places the organism in Eukaryota, Viridiplantae, Streptophyta, Magnoliopsida, Malpighiales, Salicaceae.
AUGGAUCCGGCAACAUGUGGGCUGUCAACAGUAAAUACGCAUAAGCCUGGCCCACAUUCGUUUGCGUCUUCUCCAACAGCAGCCCAUGGAUCAGCACCACAUCAGUCACAAACAGCAGCCCGCUAUUUCGAGCUUUCAGCCCAAAUGGCAUCAACAGUGGGCAAAUUCAUGGAUCACGGUUCAGUGUCUCCUGCUUCAGUGACUCCCACUCCAACGUCAACUGGGCCGCAUCAGCAAAAUUUGCCCCAAAAUUCAAUGUUUCCCGCUUCAGAGUCAGUCAGGCAACAACACCCAUCUGUAAAUGUUGUUUCCAAUAAUUCCUGUAAGGCAAACUCAUGGAUCAUUGAUAGCGAGACCACAGAUUACACAGCAUGCAAUUUUAAUUCCAUGACCGAUGUUGGGACAAAGCCUACUGAACAAUCUGCUACAGACACGCUGUAG